This is a messenger RNA of Aspergillus pseudoviridinutans, 2751 nucleotides long. RefSeq names its product tRNA modification GTPase. The record is from RefSeq and is a predicted model, not a curated record. Lineage: Eukaryota; Fungi; Ascomycota; Eurotiomycetes; Eurotiales; Aspergillaceae. Gene Ontology annotation, molecular function: protein binding; GTP binding; GTPase activity. Gene Ontology annotation, cellular component: mitochondrion; cytoplasm. The transcript is spliced from 4 exons. The coding region runs from base 1 to 2751 and encodes 916 amino acids. Gene Ontology annotation, biological process: tRNA methylation; tRNA wobble uridine modification.
AUGCGAGCAUUCGGUUUUUGGAGUCUACGGCGGGCUUUUACCUUUCGCCCGUCAUGGAGCCGAUAUUCUUGCAUAGCAACUCCAAGUCAUGGAGUUGCUUUUGAUCUAGCACGACUAGUCCAGCGGAGAUCACCCAGCUCUUGCCGGCACUUCUCUGCAUCUUCGAGCUUUCAAUUCUCCUUGGAGGCCGAUUCAACGAUAUAUGCGCUCUCUACCGCUCCCGGUAGAGCAGCCAUAGCGGUUGUACGAGUCUCGGGUUCCGCAUGUGUGCAGAUUUACCGGGCCCUCUGUCCCAGUGCACCUCUUCCUCGCGCCCGCCUUGCCGCAGUACGCACCCUCUACGAUCCUACACAAGAGCCUUCCGCCAGCACAGUCCUCGACGCGGGGGCUCUUGUACUGUAUUUCCCUGGACCCAAAACUGUUACAGGCGAGGACGUCCUGGAACUGCAUCUUCACGGUGGACCGGCUAUCGUAAAGUCGGUGCUGGCAGCUAUUGCCCGCACCAAUCGGCCGGAGAGUCUGGUCCGCUAUGCGGAACCGGGCGAAUUCACUCGCCGAGCGUUCAUGAAUAACCGGCUUGAUCUGCCGCAAAUUGAGGCACUGGGCGAUACGCUCACCGCUGAUACGGAACAGCAGCGGCGCCUUGCUGUUCGGGGUGCGAGUGAUGCUCUUUCGAAACGCUACGAAUUGUGGCGCCAGCAGUUACUAUAUGCGCGCGGGGAGCUGGAGGCGUUGAUUGAUUUCUCCGAGGACCAGUAUUUCGACGAGUCUCCUGAGGAGUUUGUCCGCUCCGUCGCAGGACAGGUCCGCGCGCUGCAGACUCAGCUGAAGCUGCAUAUCGAAAAUGCGUCGAAGGGAGAACUCCUGCGCAAUGGGAUCAAGAUCGCCCUGCUUGGUGCCCCUAACGCAGGGAAGAGUUCACUCUUGAAUCGGAUUGUGGGCAAGGAAGCCGCUAUUGUCAGUACCGAGGAGGGAACUACUAGGGACAUUGUGGAUGUUGGGGUUGAUCUCGGCGGCUGGUACUGCAAGCUUGGCGACAUGGCUGGGAUCCGGUCUGAGACGAGCGCUUCCACCGGUCAGGCAACUUUGGUCAUUGGAGCAGUUGAGAAGGAGGGUAUCCGGCGCGCCAGAGCUAGGGCUUUAGAAUCGGACGUGGUUGUGUUGGUCGUCUCCCUGGAGGAAGGGACUAAUGGCUCGCCUUACCGACUAUCAGUGGACGAGGAGGUAAUUGAUGCGGUUAAUGAUUGUGUACAAGCUGGGAAGUGCAUUGUUGUGGCCAUCAACAAGUGCGAUCGACUUCCUGCAGCAGAUCGGUUCGGCCAGUCACUGCAUGAAUUGAGGACGAAAAUAAGGACGCUGUUUCCAGCCGUACCGGAGAAACGCAUAUUCGACAUAUCCUGCCACGAGGCCUCGGAAGGGACUCUGUCCGAGCAAUCAGAUCCGGGGAAUAUGCAAGGAUUCCUACGAGGCUUGAUUUCAACUUUUGAAGAAAUUGCAUCCCCGGCGGGAACGGAUGGAGAUGAGAAUGGACAAUACGAUAUUUCGUAUUGGGAAGAUUCAUUGGGAGUGACCCAUCGACAAAGCUCUAAUCUACAGAGAUGCAUGCAACACUUGGACGAUUUCCUGAAGCAGACUACCCAAACCCAAACGCUCCAAACUCCCGGCUAUAUUCAUGAUCGAAAUAUUGAGACUGAAAUUGAUGUCGUGAUGGCAGCCGAGCAUCUGCGAUUCGCCGCGGACACUCUCGCCAAGAUCACUGGCAAAGGCGAGAGCGGCGACGUGGAGGAUGUCUUGGGCGUCGUAUUCGAGAAGUGGGUUUCCGUGUGCGAUUAUGAUGAUAAUGUUGCUUUGCGGCUAACGUUGGGACGUGAUUUAGGUUCUGUGUUGGAAAAUGAAAUUGCUUAUGUAUUCGUGGAUCUGACAAUCUUCUGCAUCUAUAUGGUUGCAUCGCUUCCACCAAAAAUGGCGAAUCCCCGUCCCACAGCCCAUAUCCCAGGCACCGCCUCGUCGUCGCUAUGCACGUCGUUAUAUCCGCCACGCCCUUGCAUAGAUGGCAAGUUGGGCAAGGCGCCAGUGCAGGCGCGGCAGGUCACCAGAUGGGAGGGCUUCGUGGGCUCGGCAGGAUCGUUGUAUCCACCUCUUCCCAUUGAAAUUUGUGAGUUUAAGAGGAGGGAAGAGGAGAAGACCGCUGAGUCUUCCACUUCGUCGGCAGUCGAAUCCAAGACAAUGGUCGCAAGACUGCACUUCAUCGGCACGCACAGGUCGAUGACCCGCAUCUGGAUCGGGAUCGGGAUCGUCAUCGGAAUGACCGACUGCCUGCUGCGCAUCUUCUUUGUUGGUCUUGUUAACUCUGCCUCCGCUUCGCGUUCACGCCUCAAUGAUCUGCUUGCUCGUUUGGCGCUAGAGUCGCCACUUGCGCAGCUUGUAGACCUUCAAUGCGAGAUUUUUGCCGUCGUCAACGCGGUUAUCGGUGUUGCUUCGUCGGUUCCACCUCACUGCGCCUCUUGGGUCAAUCGCUGCGAUCAUACCCUCCCCGAAUUUGAGGUUCUAGCGUUUCCAAAAGGCGGAGUUGUGGUUGAGACAGACUGGGGUCCCCUGCUUGCUACUGCCUCGCCGCAGGGUUCGCGGAGUGCGGUUGAACGAGAUGUAGGGUUUGUGGACGAAGAAGUCAUUUGGAUCUGUCGCGAUUUCGGGAUUUUCCUUCAGCAACUUGCGUCGUUUCCUCGGUUUGAUGGGAAGUUGGUGUGGUGA